AACCAUGGAUUACAACGAAGAUCACUCAGAUUCUGGGCAUGGAGGACGAUGUAGUGGUAGAAUUUGUAUAUAAUCAGCUGGAAGAAAAGUAUAAGUAGAGACCGUUGGUGGGGCUCAACCCUAUUGUCCAAAUGGCAUUCGGAUGUGCUCCUCUCUACAUCCGAUUGGCCGCCUUUCUAUCAGCCGUCCAACGCUAGCCGAGGCGAGCUGGUAUAUCAACGUCGUCUUAGAACCACUGCUGAAACUUCAGCCUCAGCAGUUCGUCAGCUUCGUUCAUCGUCACCGGCGUGGUCGCAAUGAUCUCAUCGUCAUCGAGCCAGUGCUGUUCAUCUCGUCCUUAAACGGAGCUCUGCCCGAGGUCUUCUACCAUUCUGCAGAUGUCUGCCUUGCUGUAAUCGCAACGUCUACUAGCUGCAUCAACUGCCACCUUUGUGGCUACCUCCCUCAAGGUGAUUACCUGCCGAGGCUACACCUGCGAAAGCUGUGACAUAGCUUUCAACCAUCGACUGGCUGUACGCAGUCCAAGCUAUAGCACCGAGGAAUCAUCCUGUGCCUGGACAGGAUGUCUGGUCACCUCGCAAGGAUCUCACUGCAGCCGGAUCAUCCUGGAUGCAGAUUUCAUCAAUCUUCGUACCAUCCAUAAGGGUCUGAAGAAUCCAGGAAUUGCAGGUCUUUCAAUCCUAGACGCGACUCAAUCAUGGACCACGCCGGAGGUAUCUCUACUCGGUUUGACACUCUUUGUCAACGUCACAGUUCCCGGAUCCCCGAAAAAUGCAGAUCAACCUAACAGGCUUCCUGAAUGGCAGAAAUGCCCGGUCUUUUAUGGGUGAAUUAUGGGACCUUUUGGUCUCCGCUCAGGAAAGCGUGACGGGCAUUCCAGAGGCUUUCUUGCAACAGAAAAAAGAUCAGAUUAAAAAACGUUUGGAGGAGCAAGAGAAACUGCAAGCUUCGUUGGCAGAGAAGGAGAAGGAGAAAGAAAGGGAAAAGGAGAAAGAUGAAGCAGAGAAUAAGAUAAAGAAAGAGGACAAAGAACGUGGCUCGUCGAAGGAGCGAAGAAGAGAUAGAAGCAGAGACCGUGACAGAGAUAGAAGCAAACGAAGUCGAUCGAGAGAUCGACAUAGAGAUCGCGAUAGAUCAAGUCGCAAGCGACGAUCGUCCUCCAGGUCACCGAGCAAGAAUUCUGUGAAAGACAACGGAAAGGAAAUGCCGGAAGUAAAAAUUGAACGCGAGGAUUCACCUCAGCCUGAAAAUGCUAUACCACUAAUGCCUGUGAAGACUAAACCGGAAGCUGCUGUCGCGAUAUCCCGAUUGCAAGCGAAACUAAUGAGCAUCGCUGAUGGAAAGAAGAAGAACAAUCGCACUCCGUCACCGGAAGCACUGGAGAAAGCCAAAAAAUCCAGAUCAAGAUCCAAGUCUCCAGUAAAUCGCUCCAAAAAGUCCCGAUCGAAAUCACCGAGUCGCGACUCGAAGACCCGGCGGUCUAGAUCGCUCACAUCCAAAUCAAGGCGAUCUCGUUCGAAAUCAAGAUCUAGGCGAUCCAGGUCUAGAUCAAAAUCCAGAAGAUCGAAGUCUAGGUCGCAGGACCGUUCUAAAUCGAGACGCACGAAAUCCAAGUCGCCAAGAUCGCGCUCAAGGUCUCGUUCACGAUCUAAAAAAUCAAGAUCCAAGAGCAACGACCGAAGUAAGUCUAGAAAGUCAAGGUCUGAUUCGAGCGACUCCAGAUCGUCGAAGUCCCGCUCGAAAUCGCCCGAUAAGAGAAAGGAUAAUCUCGAUUCCAACAGGAAGCGAGAUGCAAGCACAAGUAGUAGCUCUGAAUCGGAGGAAGACAAGGGCGCAAAAGAUAAGAAUGAUUUCGAGAUUAGAAAGAAGAAGGAUGGAGUGCAGGCUAAGAGAUCCUAUAGAAAGACAAAUAAGGAUGACAGUGGUAGCGAGAGUGACUCGAGUCGGGAACGGAAGUCUGUGCCUAAACGACGGAGUCCCACGCCGAGGAAAGACAGAGGUCGAUCCAAGGAUAGAGACAGAUCAAGGGACAGAUCGCGGGAUAGAUCGCGAGACAGAUCGCGCGACAGGUCUCGAGACAGGAACAGGAGGAGAUCUAUCGACAGGGAACGCGAAAGAAGACGUGAACGGGAACGUGAAAGGGAGCGAGAAAGGCUGGACAGAUACAGCGGUAGCCGUAGCAUGCGGCCUCCAUCUGUGCGCAGAGCACCUAGCAGGAGGAGCCCUCCGCGUCGAAGUCCGGCAAGAUAUCGACGAAGAUCGCCUAGCCCUGGUGAUAGACGCAGGAGAAGAUCCCUGGACCGUAGGCGUCGAUCGUCGGAGAGGCGAGACAGGCGUCGAUCUCCGGAUCGUCGUGACAGCAGGCGUCGCUCGCCGGACGGCCGGGAUCGAUCCCUCAGGUACGAUAGAUCUUCCUCGCGCGACAGAUCGAGUAGGCGAGACCGUUCCAGAGACAGGGACAGGAGGGAUAAAGAUCGAAGAUCUAGAUCUAGGGACCGUAGAUCUAGAUCGAAAGAUCACCGUUCGUCGGUGGAUCGUUCAAGAGACGAAAAACGAUCUCCCGAUCGUUCACGGGACGCUAAGGAGAAGCCGAAGGAGAAGAAGGUGGACGAAAAAGUUAAAAAAUCAACAGAUACGGAAUCGCGAAAAGAAUUGCGAAACGGAAGGUCUAAGUCGAGUAGCUCGGAUAGUAGCGAAAGUAGUUCCUCUAGCAAUGAGGAUGAAGCGAUCAGAAAAUCGCUUGAGCGGAAAUCCUCUCAAGAGAAACGGGAGCACACCGAUGACAAACGUAAAGAAAAAGAGAAGAACGUCAAAGAAGAACCGAUCAAACGACCUGAGAAAGACAUGAAGAAAGCGGAACCCACAUCCAUCAAGAAACCAGACCCCAGCGUUUCUCCAAAGAAACUUCAACCUACCACUCUCCCUGUUACCAGGCACAGAUUUUCGAAGAGUUUAUCUCGCACGCCCUCGCCGUUUAAAAAGACUGAAGAUAUUAUAGCUGCAGUUAAAGUUAAACAACCUUCGAAAGAAGAUCACAAAGAAGAAUCACCAAAAGAAGAAUCGAGCUUCACCUCCGGGGAUGCCUUCCCUUUGAAGAAGGACGAUAAAUCGAUAAAGUCGAUCAAAGCGGUGGCAGAUGAGAAGAAGUCAGGUCAAAAGACAAUAGAGCCUGCCCUCAUAAAGAAACCCACGGAAGUGGUCAAGAAAUCGAAAAGAGAAAAACGUGACGGCUCUACUGAUUCAAACGAUAGCGAAAGUGAAGGUAAGAAAAAGACAAGGAAGUUGGAAAAAUCUAGGAAAUCUAGGAAAGCAUCUUCGGACGAUGAGAAAUCUGAUAAAGGCGGUUCUAGUUCAGACUCUGAGGAGGAGAGAAAACACGUGGAGAAGAGUAAGAAGAUUAGAGAUACGAAUCGUGGAGAUUCAUUGGACGAACGUGCCAAGGACAAGAAGGAUAGCAGGAAGCGUGAUACUAAUGAAAACGAGCCACGUAAACGAUCAAAGAAAGAGACGGAAGAGGAAACCAAGAAAUCAAAGAGAUCAAGAAAAGAUUCGUCUUCGGGUGAUGAAGAUCAAAAAACAAAGAGGGGCAAGAGCGAUGACGAUAGGUCCCGGUUGCGGAAAUCUAAGAAAGAUUCUAGUUCGGACGACGAGCCAAAAAAGACUCGAAAGAGGAGAGAUAGUUCCUCAGAGGAUGAAAAAUCCAGAUCACGUAAAUCAAGAAAAGACUCGACAAGUGAAGACGAAGGAAAAGUCCGCCCAAAAAAAUCGAAACGUGAUUCAAGUACAGAUGAUGAGGAAACGGGAGAAAAGGAUACGAAAAAGAAGAGGAAAGCCGAUGAUAGUUCGGAUGAAGAAAAAGUGAAGAAGAAACGUAAAAAGAAGACUAAAACCAGUACUAGUGAAUCGGAGGAGAGUGAGGUUGAGGAGAAAAAAAAGAAGAAGGAUAAAAAGCAUAAGAAACACAAAAAACAUAAAAAACACCGAAAACACAAAAAGAAGAAGGUUGCGGACUCUGAUGAAUCUGAUGUAAGUGAAGGAAAUACUGAGGAACUGGAGAAAAAAUUACGAGAAAAGGCAUUAAAGUCGAUGAAAAAGGGACAUAGUAUAGAGAGAAGUGAUUGAGAGAUCGCAUGAUUUAUUAAGAGGCGUGUGUAAUGUGUGUAUACCUCUGUAAUGCAAUGCACUUGCACUAACUGUAUCACCAAUGCGUUUUCGUUCAUUUUUAACGAUAAUAGGACUUUAUCAUACCACAAUAUUCUCUUAUGCAAAACGAGAUUUGACAUCCUUGAAAGUUCAUUUGAGAAAGUCCUAAUUUUUACGAAACUUACGAUUACAAAGAGAAUCGUAACAAGUUGUUCUUUUUUUGAUUUAGCGAAGUGGAAAUAGUAUAAUAUAUCUUAUUGUAAUAGGGACAGUAAUUUCUUGUGCCACUUUAAUGUACGAUUUUUACAUUUUUCAAGACGUUGAUACGACCGAGUAAGAAGGUAUCAGCGUUAGUUCAGAAGUUAAUUUUUGUGAAUUAUUGUUCAUUGUAUAGUGCGAUGGAUUUAGUUAGUAAAUCUAAUUUGUGUAAAAAUAAGUUUUAAUCAACUUAUCUAUAUUAAAACAAAAAAAGAAUAAAUUACGUCUUAAAGAAAA
Megalopta genalis is the source of this 4638-nucleotide messenger RNA. RefSeq names its product Serine-arginine repetitive matrix 1 (gene Srrm1). Gene Ontology annotation, cellular component: spliceosomal complex. Gene Ontology annotation, biological process: regulation of mRNA splicing, via spliceosome. The record is from RefSeq and is a predicted model, not a curated record. Gene Ontology annotation, molecular function: RNA binding. Lineage: Eukaryota; Metazoa; Arthropoda; Insecta; Hymenoptera; Halictidae.